Raphanus sativus (radish) is the source of this 2620-nucleotide messenger RNA. Its product is annotated as E3 ubiquitin-protein ligase MBR1. Gene Ontology annotation, molecular function: ubiquitin protein ligase activity. The transcript has 8 exons. NCBI's taxonomy places the organism in Eukaryota, Viridiplantae, Streptophyta, Magnoliopsida, Brassicales, Brassicaceae. Bases 378 to 2333 code for a protein of 651 amino acids. The record is from RefSeq and is a predicted model, not a curated record.
UCCUUGCCCCAUCGUCGCUUAUGUGUUUAGUUUUCUAAAUAAUACAAAAAUUAUCUUCUUUUCCAUUUCAUUUGUCCGGAGAAAACUUUUUGCCAUUUUUAAAAAACAAAAACGAGAAGGAAGACUGAGAAUCGUGCAUAGGAAAAGACACCCACCCAUCUAAUAAGUUUUCAAUUUCGACGAAGAUACGUUUUUUUUUUACAAUUUGAUCUUGAUUCUUUCCGGGAUGGGCAGAUCGGGAGAUUGAUUGACCACCACUUUAGAAAGAAGCUAAUACUUUUGGAGCUAAGCAAAGCUUGAAGUCUGCUCCUGUGAUGUUCCUAAUGGCAUCAUUGUAAGUUUUGAUCGAGUGCUUGUGGUCUAGAGUCAAACCAGUUAUGAAUCCAAUGCAAGGCCCACGGAAUAAUGAUGUGAAUCAAGGAGAUAAUGAACCUGUUUAUAGCACAGAGAGCUCUUUGAUGAAUCAUCCCUUAGUAGACAAUGAAUUUUCAAACAGUGGUACGCCUUCAGGACGACCAAGUUCGACUUCUCAAAAUCACAACUGGUGGAGAUUUGGGGAGUCCAGCUCAAUGGAGGCAAAUCACCAGUUGCCCCAAGAUGGGUAUGGAGGGGUUCAUUCUGCUGGUUACAUCAGAGAUGGGCCUUCUUUCUUGCGCGGUUCAAAUUCAAGCUCUAAUGCUAUGCCACAGCAUGUGAAUAUGAGCAUGGACAUGGACAGCGAUGGUUAUGGUGCACAGACUACUUCCGGGGUCGUUUUCCGUCAUAGUAACUAUGGGAGUUCAUUAGGAAGCUCUUCUGUUCAGGCCGCUGGAGAGAGCAGUAGUGGUCCCGCUGCCUCUUCCUUGGCUCUUUGGGGUUCGUCCUGCAAAAGAAAGGCUCUCGAAGGAGUUCCUAGCAGCUCAUCUCCUGACUGCGUUUCUCAGAACGAGAAUGCAGGUCGUUCUCAUUAUGGUGCUUCCAGUAGCUUAACUUUGGCUACACCCUCACAAAGUUCUCCCAAUGUUGCUAAUCAUUUUGGCCGGACAGAACCACCCAUGUUUGGAACUAACGGUGGUGGUGGUAGAGCGGUGGUUGCAGCUAAUGCUUUUCAUUCUGUAAGAAACACUGACACUUCAUCUAGACCUGGCAGGAGAUUAAAUCCGAGGCAGCCUCAGGAGUCUGUAGCAUUCAGCAUAUCACUUGGUGGGAGUUCAGUGCGUCCCACUGGUUCUCUGCAACAGAAUAUACUAUUAAACGCUCCUUCUUCUGUAGAUCCUCUAGAUGUGAGAUCAACAUCAUUCACUAGUGGCUCAAGCAGUGGUGAGAAUCAGACAAAUAUAGUCCAUCACCCUGCUUUGACGAGGAAUAUACACCAGUUUGCUUGGGAUGCUUCUCGAGGAAGCAGUUCUUCGGGUAUCGAAAUGCCACAUUGGGAAACACCAAGAAGCAAUCCUCCAGAGCAACCUAUGUUUGCACCUGCAACUGACAUUAGAAACCGUGUGCAUGAUCAAUCUAUGUGGAGUUUCGCACGUGGGAAUCCUGUAGAUUCUCCCUUUGUUUCUCGAGCAGGGCCGAGUUCAGCUAUUCAUGGGCAGCAGCAGCAGCAGCCAAAUCCCCCAUGGAUUCCUCCUCAGAGUGCCCCAAUACAUAAUCCAACGAGAGCAUCAGAACUUUCUCCUUGGUCUUUAUUUCCUAGCAUUGAAUCUCAAACUGCUAGUCAUGGUGCAUCUCUUCCCUUGAUGCCCACAGGUCCUUCUCUGUCCUCAAAUGAGGCUGCAAUGCCAUCUAGUUCUAAUAGCCGGAGCCAUCGCUCACGGCAAAGAAGAUCAGGGUUGUUAUCUGAGAGACAGAAUGAGCUUCUCCACUUGCGUCACUUAGGGAGGAGCUUAGCUGCUGACAGUGAUGGAAGGAAUCACCUUAUCUCUGAGAUACGUCAGGUGUUGUCCGCCAUGAGAAGAGGAGAAAGUUUACGUAUUGAGGAUUACAUGGUGUUGGAUCCACUUAUCUUCCAGGGUAUGACUGAAAUGCACGAUAGGCAUAGGGAAAUGCGCCUUGAUGUUGACAACAUGUCGUACGAGGAGCUAUUGGCACUUGGGGAACGCAUAGGGGAUGUGAGCACUGGACUAAGCGAAGAUGUCAUUCUGAAAACAAUGAAACAGCACAAAUGUACAUCUUCUUCUCCUGAGUUGCAUCAGUACAUGGAGCCUUGCUGUAUUUGUCAGGAAGAAUAUGCAGAAGGUGAUGAUCUUGGGACCUUGGAAUGUGGCCAUGAGUUCCACAAGGACUGUAUCAAGCAAUGGGUCAUGCUCAAGAAUCUCUGCCCAAUAUGUAAGACCGUGGCAUUAACAACGUGAUGGUAUACUAUCUUGACUGCGCAUCCCGGCUUCCAUUCAUCAUCAUCCUUGUGAUGCCAAAAGUAAACAAAAAAAAAAAAUCUUAAAGAACUGUUCUAUCUAUCCCUAUCCCUAUCUCAUAUCAAAUAUUUUAAUUGUUAUGCUUGCUCGUUAUGUCACUGUUUAAAGAACAUUAUGACAAAAUUCAUAACAUAUCCAUGGAGAAAGAAUAAUUCACUAGAAUCCUUUGUAAUUGUUGAUAGUUGAUUGUUGGUUUCUUAAUAACAUGCCUUUGAAUUUCUUACAAA